CGCGCGGACGCAGAGGUGGAGGCGCAUUCCCAGCUGGGACAGCGCGUGAGGAGGAUGUCCCGGAGCGGCUGAGCGCCUCCAGCAGCCCUCACCUGCACCUCUCCGUCGGUGUGCUCCCCCCGGCAUCAUGCGGGACCUGGCGCGCCGCCUCGCGCUCUGCGCGCUCCUCGGCUCCGUUUGCGCGCCGUGCCCCCAGCGCUGCGAGUGCUCGGAGAUGGCGCUCACCGUGAAGUGCGUCUCCAAAGACCUGCGCAGCUUCCCGGCCGGGAUCCCCGGAUACACCAGGAGCCUGUUCGUGACGGGGAACCAGAUCAGCCGGCUCGGUCCGGAGUCGAUCAGAGGUCUGGAUAAUCUGACCAUCCUCAACCUGAGCGGAAACAGGAUUUCCGUGCUAGAGUCCCACACCUUCUCCAGGCUCCACAGACUCCGCUCUCUGGAUCUGAGCAACAACCAGCUGGCCGUCAUCCACCCUGAAGCCUUCAGUGUCCCUAACCAGUUCCUGCGAGAGCUCAACCUCAGCAUGGCCCUCUACAACCACUCGGCGGUGCUGGACCUGGCCGGCUCUUUCCGCUGGAGCUCCCUGAGCAGCUUGACGGUUCUGGAUCUUUCUAACAACGGCCUCAUCUUCUUGCCAUCUCAGAUCUUCUCCAACCUGAACAGCCUGCAUCAGCUGCUGCUCUCCAACAACUCCUUGGUGGCCAUCCACAACUCCACGCUCUCUGGUUUGGAAAGCCUGCAGGAGCUCCACCUCACUCACAACGCCUUCAAGAUGUUUCCAGAGGAGGUUCUGCGAGAGUUCGACUCCCUGCCCAGAGCGACACUUUUCCUUAGGGAGAACCCGUUAACGUGCACGUGUGGAAUCGAACCUUUCGCUUUGUGGCUCAACAGCUCCCAGAACCGCGUGGCAGACGCAGAGGACCUGGUGUGCUCCUUCCCGGCCGCCAUGAGGAACACCUCAUUGCUGGCUGUGGGCAGACUAACUCUGGAGUGUCACCAGACGGACCCGGAGGCAGACGUGGCCCUGCAGACGUCUUACGUCUUCUUGGGGUUAGUCCUGGGUUUCAUCGGCCUCAUCUUCCUCUUCGUGCUCUUCCUGAACCGUAAGGGCAUCAAGAAGCGAAUCAACGACAUGCGGGACGCCUGCAGGGAGGUUUGGGAGGGCUACCACUACCGCUUUGAGCUGGACUCUGAUCCCAGGUUAUCGCAGCUCUCCAACAGCGCCGACGCUUGAGGAGACAUCCUCUUUGGCUCUCUGACUGAUGUGAUGCAGUAAUGCAGAGUGGAAUGUAAAGGUGUACUGUAAUGUCUGUGAAAAUGGUUCCCUGCAGACGUUUGACUGGAGCAUGCACCCUGAAGUGCCUGAGGUCUCCGGUCUGGGAUCAGAAUCAGGCAGAAGAUGCUCAGAUCCAAACUCAGCAGAAGCAAACAAUGGUGCAAUCAAAUUCAAAGCACAGACAGACAGCCAUUCAUCUUUGAUCCUUUUGCUCCUUCUGGUCCGCUGCCCCGGGGAGCAGAGAGGAGUUAAGGCGCCAAAAGCCCUGCCCUGAGAAUUGGCUGCAGGAUCAGAAAGGGGGGUGUCAGCACAAGCGGAAGCCUCAGCUCCUUUAUUUUUCCCCCUUUUUUCCCCCUCAAACAUUUGGUUUCAACUCCUUGAGUUUUAUUGUCAGAGUGAUGAGAAGCAGUCCUAGCCAGGCUGAGGCCGCUGAAAGCAGCCCCGCCCCUCCACUCAUCUGGAAGACAACAGCGGCUCCGGGGGCAAUUUGAAGGAAAAGUCUGUCCAGGUUUUUCUGUUUAGGCCCCUUUUUUCUCCUGAUAAGAUGCAGACGCAUUUCCUUCAGAGCUCCUCUUGAGAUCCAGGGAGGAGCUCGGCCUCCUGCUCCAUGACCCUUUCCUUUUGGGGAAAGCUUUUUCAAAAAUCUGAUGUGUGAUUCGCAUGUCUAAACAAACUCUGAUUGUAAGAAUCUGUCCUGAGGGUCACAGUGAUGAAUCUGUGGCCGUCUGAUUCCAACAGGCUGAAAGGAGAAACUAGCUGUUUUCCUCUGUUUAUGAACCUGUUAGAGAUGAGGGGCUUGUGGAUUUAGAUCAACUCCUUGUAUUAAACCAGAGUCCUUCAGCGGCUCGUCCUGCAUGUGGAAUGGCAGACUUUAGCUGGAGUGAAAUGAGAGAAAUGAUGGUCUGGACCUGGCUUCAACCAUGAGACUCACUGUUGCUUCCAUGGUCCCCAACAGUCCUGCUGAUGCUCCUUCUGCCCCGCGGACUGCCAUCAUGCUGGCGUGUGAUGGGAUUCAGUCUUGAUGACGUGGUCUGACUAUUGUUCAGUGUCUUUGUUCCUCCUAAUCGCCGGUGGAAGCAAAAUCCAGGAGGAGCUUUUAUUUUGUGUGCAGGACCCUGCACGGGUUACUGCUGUCCACUUCCUGAGGAGAAAAACUAUUUACUGCAUGUCAUUCCUUCUGUUUUCACUCAUUAAAGUGUGGCUUUCUGUG
Messenger RNA from Oryzias latipes (Japanese medaka), 2483 nucleotides. It is a transcript of the gene tpbg1b, whose product is annotated as trophoblast glycoprotein 1b. Gene Ontology annotation, biological process: negative regulation of canonical Wnt signaling pathway. The record is from RefSeq and is a predicted model, not a curated record. Gene Ontology annotation, molecular function: protein binding. Gene Ontology annotation, cellular component: plasma membrane. NCBI's taxonomy places the organism in Eukaryota, Metazoa, Chordata, Actinopteri, Beloniformes, Adrianichthyidae.